Messenger RNA from Cucumis sativus (cucumber), 1575 nucleotides. RefSeq names its product transcription factor bHLH68. NCBI's taxonomy places the organism in Eukaryota, Viridiplantae, Streptophyta, Magnoliopsida, Cucurbitales, Cucurbitaceae. Gene Ontology annotation, cellular component: nucleus. Gene Ontology annotation, biological process: regulation of transcription by RNA polymerase II. The transcript has 7 exons. Gene Ontology annotation, molecular function: DNA-binding transcription factor activity, RNA polymerase II-specific; protein dimerization activity; RNA polymerase II cis-regulatory region sequence-specific DNA binding. The record is from RefSeq and is a predicted model, not a curated record. The coding region runs from base 304 to 1197 and encodes 297 amino acids.
CACAAAGGUUACAAAUUAAAGUUCCCUAUCAAUAUACAAACCCUCCUUCUUUCUCAAAAACCUUUCAUCUCUCUCUCUCUCUUUCCCUCUCUCUCUCAACUUUAAUUACAAACACCAAAAAUUCCCAUAUUCCUUAGAAGAAGAAAAAUAAGUUUAAUGCAUAUAUUAUAUAUAUAUAUAUAUAUAUAUAUACAUACUUAUCUCAAAUCCAUUAUUAUUUUCCCAUCAGAAUUUCACAUUCUGUUGUUCAUCUUGUUCAUCAUCUUCCCCAUAUAAAUUUGUAGAGCUCAAACUUAAACACAAAUGAUGGCUGGAAACCCUAAUUGGUGGGCUAUGUUUCCACCUUCUUCUUUCAGUUCUUUUGCUGAUCAUCAACCUCAAUCUUGGAGCCAACUUCUCUUAGGAGAUGAAGAUAGGGUUUUGAACCAAACCCAAAUGAGUCAUUAUCAACCAAAAAAGUUGGAGAAUUGGGAAGACCAAAUCUUGAACAAUAAUAUUACUUCUUCUUCGCAGUUUGAAGCCUCUACUUUUGUUGAUAAUAUUAUUGUCAAGCAGCAACAACUUCAUUCCAACAAUAAUAUUCUUCACCCUAAUACUAUCAUUUCUUCUCAUCAUACCAACAAAUUUCUUGACUUUUCUUCCAAUACUAACAACAACAACCAAGAUCACAACACCAACCACCUCGCUCUCCGUCCUGCCGCUCCCGAUCCCGACCACUUGUCCGAGUCGUCGAAAAACCAGUCCAUCGGUUCUACCGGCGGAGCGUGCAAGAAGGCUAGGGUUCAUCCACCAUCUUCCAGCCAACCACCUCUUAAAGUGAGGAAGGAGAAGCUCGUAGAUCGAAUUACUGCUCUUCAUCAAAUAGUUUCCCCAUUUGGAAAGACUGAUACAGCCUCUGUAUUGUCAGAAGCAAUUGGAUAUAUCAGAUUUCUUCAAGGACAAAUUGAGGCACUUAGUUACCCUUACUUACAAAGUGCUCCAAAAGAUCUAAGGAAUUCACAACCUAUGGGAGGAGAAGAGAUGAUGAAAAAUGAAGAUGAGAAGAGAUUAAUGAAGGAUUUAAGGAGUAAAGGGCUGUGCUUGGUGCCACUGUCAUGCACACAUCUUGUUGGAGCUGAUCAUACUAAUCAUAAUAAUAUCAAUAAUAAUAAUCAUCAUCAUAAUAAUAUUGCACUUCCUUAUUGGUCUCCUUUUUAAUAUCAUCAUCACUUUAUAAUAAUUUCCAUUAUUAAUUAAUAUAUAACAUCAUGACCAGUCACCCCUUCCUCUCAAAACCCUAAAUUUGGGCUGACUGCUCAAGAUGCUAUAUCUCUCUCUCUUUAUAUAUAUACUCGUAUUAGGAUUUAAAGUAUUAAUCUUGAAUGUUUUUAAUGAAGUUUUUUUUUUUUUUUUACUUUCUUUCCUUCUCUUGAUCUUAAUUAAUAAAUGUAGAUUAUUAUUGUUGCAUGUUAUUAAAUUAAAGCCUAAUUAAUUUGGGCUUGGGUUUCCUUUGUUGAACACUUUUGAGUUGUAACCCACUCUGUGUUGUGUUGUUGUGUAGGGCAAAAUUAAGUUUAUAAUUUUGCUUUUCUUUCU